GAUCUGAAACAAAAUGCAAAGCCUUUCAUCAUGUCUAGUGUUUAUAUUUAAUAUAAAAAAAAAUACCAAUACAGGUUGUAUUGGUAAUGUACGGGAAGGUAACAUAUGGAAUGAUUUGAAUCGAGCGAUGUAUUAUCAAGUAACUAUACCAGUAUGGUUUCAAGUCUACCGUGUCUUUCAUGUUCUAUGCUAAAAGAAAUCCUUCAAGAAGGUCCCGACCCUGAAAAAGCAAGAAAUCAAGCAGUAACGUCAAAUAGUCACAGAUCUAGUUCCGAUGUAACACCGACGGAAUUACCAAGAAAAGAUUUUUUUGAAAGUGAAAUUGACACUUCUCUGCCUCGAUGUAGUUACUCGUUACCCUCAAAUGCUGAUGUUCGCUCGCCCAGUACUAUAAGUAAAGCUAGUACACAGUUGAGUUCAGGUCAGGUUUCAUAUGCUUGUUCGUCAAAUGAUAAGACACUGGUUAGCAGAAAGAGCCAUAAUCGACAGCGCCGCCGCGAUAAAUGGGAGGACAUCAAAAGGAAGUGUUUAAAAAACCUAGAGCCUGCUUUUGGAAAGACGAAGAGUGGGAAUCCAGUGUUGUUUCUUGGGGAGCACCGCUUUAAUCGCGUCACUGCUUGCAAGGGUCCUUCAAUACGCUGGACUUGCGUUAAGAAACCCAAGGGUUGUCGCGUCACUGUCAGAACUGUUGAUAAUGUCAUCAUUGUGCAACACAAUAUACACAAUCAUUAAAGGUUUUUACACACACGCUCAGACAUACUCAUAAACUCACGCACACAAACACUAUUACUUCUAUUUUGUUUUUAUUCAG
Messenger RNA from Chilo suppressalis (striped riceborer), 811 nucleotides. The record is from the annotation of a GenBank genome assembly. NCBI's taxonomy places the organism in Eukaryota, Metazoa, Arthropoda, Insecta, Lepidoptera, Crambidae.